Messenger RNA from Tetranychus urticae (two-spotted spider mite), 1339 nucleotides. RefSeq lists its product as uncharacterized. NCBI's taxonomy places the organism in Eukaryota, Metazoa, Arthropoda, Arachnida, Trombidiformes, Tetranychidae. The record is from RefSeq and is a predicted model, not a curated record. Gene Ontology annotation, cellular component: extracellular region.
CCAUCUUUGUAACUAAUGACAAUUAACGUGGUAAACCCAUAAUUAAAUGAUCGGCAACAGUUUCAAUCAAAUGGUUAACAAUUUUGCUCCUAAACAAUCACAAGAUUUGUAUAAAUAUUGAAAUCAUUUGCUAAUUGUUUCACUUUUUCACUCCAACUUUGGGUUGAAUAUUGUAUUUGAGUUUUAUUUUUGCCUUGUUUUAACCUCUAUUCAUAAUGGACGAUAAGUCGACAGUGAUUAACAUUUCAGGUUCAAAAUGUGUGAUUAAAAAGACUGUUAUCCGUAAAUUGGUUGAAAAUGGAGAGAUUCAAGAAAUUAAAACCACAAUUGAGGAGAUUACAGGUGCUAAUAUUGAUACUGCUCAACUGUUGGCUAAAUUUGACCAACUCUCAGCUGAUGGAUUAACAGUUAAAUUUGAUGAGAAUCAAAAUGAAAUAACAAAAGAUGCUUCAGUUGUAAAAUCGGGUGUUAAAAGUGUCAACUCUGGUCAAGAUGUUAAACCAAAGAUUAGUCCUGAGAUUAAACCAGAAAGUAAACCCGAAAACAAACCCGAAAAUAAAGCUAAAGUUAAAGCUGAAGAUAAGCCUGUGACUGUACAAGGGAUUAAAGAUGAAAGUGUGAGAACUGCCAAUGAGUCAAAAGAUUCUGGAUCAACUGUUAAAUCAGAAAGUGUUGACCAAUUUAAACAAGAUUGUCUAAGCAAACACAAUCAACUGAGAUCACUUCAUGCAGUUGAACCAUUGACCAUCAAUGACAAGCUCAAUGAAUUGGCUCAAGAUUGGGCAAAUCAUCUGGCUUCAAUCGGAUCUUUAUCACAUCGACCCAAAAAUGAGUUUGGUGAAAAUGUAUUCUGGACUUCAUUGACAGCUGUAAAUGGAGAUAAGCCGGUUGAAUCUUGGUAUAGCGAAAUUUCAAAGUAUAAUUGGGAUAAAGCAGCCUUUGUCAGUGGAACUGGACAUUUCACUCAGGUUGUUUGGAAAGGGUCAAAGGAAAUUGGAAUCGGCAAAGCUGUGGGUUCAAAGGGGACUUUUAUUGUCUGUAAUUAUAAGCCAGCUGGAAAUUUUAUUGGAAAAUUUGCAGAAAAUGUUUUACCAUUGAAAAAAUGAGUCAAUUUGGGUUCAUUUGUUGGUGAUUAGCUUCUAACAAUGUGAGGCAAAAACAAAAAAUUAAUAAUGAUUAUAGAUAAUUUAAACAAUACUUUGGCAUUUACUUGUAUCUUAAGUUUGAUGACAAUAAUCUUGAUGAUGUUAAUGACCAAUACAAUACAAUGUAAUUCAAUAGAAGUUAGGAAUAUUUUUGUUUCAAGAUAAAUGAUAUAUCAGUUAUUUAUAUUUAUAUA